UCCCCAUGACAAUAUGCCUCUCGCUAAUGAACUCCUUUAUCCCUUUCCAGAAGAGGAGAGGAGGAAACACAGUAAGUCCCUGGUGCAGAGCCCCAAUAAUUACUUCAUGGAUGUGAAAUGCCCAGGAUACUUUAAAAUCACCCCUGUCUUUAGCUAUACACAAACAGUAGUUUUGUGUGUUGAUUGCUCCACUGGUCUCUGUCAGCCUACAAGAGAAAAAGCAAGGCUUACAGAAGGAUGCUCCUUCAGAAGGAAGCAGCACUAAAAGCACCUCGAAUCAAGAAGAGUGGGGUACCAUCCCAAUGAACACAUUCUGGAUUUUUUA
Myotis lucifugus (little brown bat) is the source of this 325-nucleotide messenger RNA. RefSeq names its product 40S ribosomal protein S27-like. The transcript has a single exon. The coding region runs from base 14 to 265 and encodes 83 amino acids. The record is from RefSeq and is a predicted model, not a curated record. Gene Ontology annotation, cellular component: cytosolic small ribosomal subunit; ribosome. Lineage: Eukaryota; Metazoa; Chordata; Mammalia; Chiroptera; Vespertilionidae. Gene Ontology annotation, biological process: ribosomal small subunit assembly; translation. Gene Ontology annotation, molecular function: RNA binding; structural constituent of ribosome.